Theobroma umbraticum is the source of this 1225-nucleotide messenger RNA. RefSeq names its product transcription repressor OFP8-like. The record is from RefSeq and is a predicted model, not a curated record. Gene Ontology annotation, biological process: negative regulation of DNA-templated transcription. NCBI's taxonomy places the organism in Eukaryota, Viridiplantae, Streptophyta, Magnoliopsida, Malvales, Malvaceae.
UUAUAUAAGUUCUCUAUCUCCAUAUAUACCGCCACCCUCCCUUCAAAAACACACUUUCUCUCUCGCUCUCUCUGGAAAUGGAAAAUCGAUUCAAGCUACGAAUCUCUCGCAUGUUUCGAUCCUCGUUUGGCUCUGCGGACCCGGACAUCUCGGACGUUAUCGAAAAAGCCGUUUUCUCGCCUCAAAACCACAACAACUUCCAAUUGAUUGAGCCAUUGUCGCCGUCGUCACCUAAGGCUCGACCAUUCCCAUCCAUUUGUAAACCCAGAUGCCCUGAAUCCACCCAAGGCGCCAUCAAUCAUGAUUGUAUCAUGAUCACUCCAAGAGAAACUCUUCCAAGGCGUAAAGUGUCUGCUCGUUACCCUCCUUUUCUUGUCUCCUCGGCUGAUUUCAAUGGCCGCAAGUGCCCUCCUGCUUCCCCUAUAUCGCCUUUGAACCCUUUCUCCGAGCGUAAAGACUUUGGUUUCUAUGAGAAAAAGAAGAGUUUAACCAGAAACAAGGAGAAGAAAAAGAAAAAUAACAGAAGGGUUCAUGGGAAAAGCAAGAAUGUUAUGUCUUCUACUACCACAUUUUUCAGCUCAUCUUCUCAAGAAAGUGCUAAUCAUAAUUAUGGUGGUUGGUGGUUUAGCAGUGAAGAUGAAACCGACACUCUUUUCUCUUCACGGACUCUCUCAUCGGAUUCAUCCGAGUCUCCCCGGCAACGUUCUUACCGGAAAAGGAGCAACAGUGCUCGUCGGAGAAGAGCUAAGGGCAGGAGCUGUGACAUGGGGGUUUUACCUUUGGAAGGAACCAAUAAAGUAAAAGACAGCUUUGCUGUGGUGAAAAGUUCCAGUGAUCCGUACAAUGAUUUCAGGACAUCCAUGGUGGAGAUGAUUGUUGAGAGACAGAUAUUUGCAGCGAAGGAUCUCGAGCAACUGUUGCAGUGUUUUCUAUCACUGAACUCUCAUUACCAUCAUAAGAUUAUCCUUGAGGUUUUUACAGAGAUUAUGGAGACCUUGUUCUCCAAUUGGUCUUGAUGAAGAAGUAGAAGAAGAAAAACUGUUAACUUCGUUUGUACUUGUCUUUGUUUCUUUCACUUUAUGUUCUUAAGAAAUUUAGUUUAAUCAUUAGAUCUUAGACUUCUAACUCCGAAUUAACGUUGUUAAUGGGAUAAACCUUCCAUAUUAUCCAAACAGUUUAUGUUUUUUUUUUCUUUUCUCUUUUUGCCCUGUCUCUUUGUACUAGC